Molecule: messenger RNA, 384 nt
Organism: Lotus japonicus
Lineage: Eukaryota; Viridiplantae; Streptophyta; Magnoliopsida; Fabales; Fabaceae
Product: ethylene-responsive transcription factor 4-like
Exons: 1
Coding region: 1-384 (127 amino acids)
Source: RefSeq, a predicted model, not a curated record
AUGGCAGAGCUCAAUUACCCUAUCGUGGCGGCAGAGCUCACCACCACCACCACCACCAACAACUCAGUCUUGCGCAAUCCCAGCCAGGACAACACCUUGGAGUUCUCCUCUCCGCCACCAAUGGAUCUCGCUCUCGCUGUUGUUGAUGCUUCCUCCACUGUGAUUUCCUCUACCACCACUGUUGAUGCUAAUGCUGCAGUGGUCUUCCCAGUUGCUCGCCCUCUGACAUUCUUUGAUGCCUUCGCUCCUAUUCCUGCUCAUGCCGCGAGGCAGGACAAAGAAAAUAGCGACUCCAGCUCAUCCUCCAUUGUGCACUGGAGGGUCCCAGGUCCUGAUCUAUUGGAUCUUGACCUCAACACCCCACCUCCGCUAGAGAAUGCCUAA